Lolium perenne is the source of this 989-nucleotide messenger RNA. RefSeq lists its product as uncharacterized. The record is from RefSeq and is a predicted model, not a curated record. NCBI's taxonomy places the organism in Eukaryota, Viridiplantae, Streptophyta, Magnoliopsida, Poales, Poaceae.
UCCGGGGAGAACCUUCUCUCUCAUGCCCUGCUCCUUCCGUCCUCGUCUCUCUCUCUGCGAUUCUACGGAUUUGCUGUGCUGUGGGUCCCGCCGCACCCCACGACUCCCCUCCGCUGUAGCUUUUUAAACCAGUUUCCUUUUCCUCCUCAUAAUUUCCUCCUUCCCCUGCCGCUAUCGGCGAUCCCGCCCCGCCGCUGCUCUCUCUCUCGCGAUGUCGAUCUGCGCCAGGAUGGACGCGCCACGCGGCGGCGCGCUCGGGAAGCGGAAGGAGCGGGACUACUUCUCGCCGCCGCCGCCGCCUUCGUCGGAGCAGCAGAAGGCGCCGCUCCCGCCGCUGCCUAGGAAGCCCGAGCAGCGCAACAAGCCGCUUCAGCUCUCGCGGUUCGCCACCAAGCCCACCACCAUGCCGCCGCCGCCGCCUCCCCAGGGCGCAAACAGCAAGCUCCUCGCCGGGUACCUGGCGCACGAGUUCCUCAGGUUCGGCACGCUCCUCGGCGAGCGCCCGCCCGCGCCGGCCCGGAAGGGGUACUCCGCCGCGCCCGCGCCAGACCCCGCGAGGAGGUACGCCGAGGCGUCCACGCUGCUGAUGAUGGCGGGAGGGCCCCGCGUCCCCGGCGUCGUCAACCCGACGCAGCUCGGCCGCUGGCUCCGGAUUAAGGAGUGAUGGCGGCGGCGCGCAUUGCCCGAGGUAGGCGAUUCGCGUCCGGGUGCGUGCCGGUGACGCCUGCACGGCCCCCGAGGCGACCGUCCUGGCGAGGAACCCAUGCUUUUUGGACAUAGUAAGUCGUGGUGGGUACUUUCGACGUAUCCUUUCCCUUUUCCUAAUUUUCCAGUUGUUUCGUUCUCAGAAGUUCAUGUAGAUUUGAUUGAGAAACUAGAGGCACUAGCUUUUGACGCGUUGUUGCUGGUACUUGUAAACAUGUGUUCCUCUGUCUAUCUGAACUCUCCGUAGUCUGUAUGACUAAAUCUCUUGAUGAAUCUCCGAUUAU